UCCAGUAGGAAGGUCUACUGUGAGUAGAAAUUGAAUAACUGAGCCUGAUAUCCAGCAGGAGUAGUGAGAACCAGAUAAAGGCUUUUCUAGUGUAAGAUGACCCAAGUAAGAUUUUGUGGAUCCAGAUGCAUGUUCUGAUCUUGGUGACUGCUCAGUUUUACCUUCAGUCCUCCAGAGUUUUAAAUAUUCUCAGAACCAAAACACAUGGGGUACACAAUUUGUAUUUCUUUUUACUUAUGGAAUAAACCUAAGGCAUGCUCACUUUCAUGGAGUACCUUUGCCCGGAUGGGUGUGACGUGACAUCAGGAAUGCAAACCCUGGGUGUGCUUCAGGCAGCAGAACCAAGCUAGGGCAGCCGACUUCACUUGUUCUUCCAAGGAAUUCCCCUAAUUUAAUUGUAUUUGGAGACCUCUCCUGUGAACACUAUCCUCACUCUUCCUGUUUCCAGUCUCGUGUCAGAGCUACUACUGACCAUAACUGCAGCUGAAACGAGAAGGAAAUGAGCUGGCUCUGUGCUCACUUCAGAGACAGAAGUCCUCACAGAGGACCCUCUUCUGAGACAGAAGCAAUGAAAAUGCAGAGCUCUACUCAGGAGCAUGAGAUUAUUGAAUUACCGGAACAAAAAGUGGAGGAAAGUGAGACUGAUCAUGACAAGCCUCUAAAUGCUCAAACGAGAAAGGAGAGAGAUCCCUGGAAAUCAUGCAGGAAUGUAGUUUUCUGGAAGUGUAAACUAUGGAUGGUUAUAUCUAUGAUGUUUCUAGUGAUCUUCCUGGUCAUUCUCAUCAGCCUAAUUCUUUAUUCUAAUAUUUACACAGAUGAGGAUGACUACUGGGAUCCUGAUGAAUUACUAAGAAAUGGAAAUUUUCACAAUUUUUCAGGAACAUUGGAGUUAAUGUGUGGUCUGUCACACUUCUCCUCUGAGGACAUUACUAAAAGGCUAACAGAGGUCUACAACUCAUCUCCAGCUUUAGGACGUUACUUUAGGUCAGCUCAGGUGAUUUCUUUCAGUAAUGAAAGCUCCACUGUAAUUUAUCAGCUAGUGUUUUGUGUACCACCAUCAACAGAGGGAUUUAUGGAGAACAGUAUGAACCCAGAUUUUAUAAGAAACAUUUUACGUCAAAAUAUUUAUGAUGAAGAUACUCUGAAUUCAUCUGAAUGUGACAGGUUAAAGCUCAACCUGACUUCUCUCAUAUAGAAAUUAUGGAAAGAUUCCUCAUCUUCAUCACCACCUAGAAGAGAUGCGAUUCCCCAUCUAUAAGUAAUCCCAGGGCAGGGAACUAUUCAUUAGGUAGAAACACUUCUAAAAUUGUUGUCCUAUAAAUAUGGCCUGUGGUGCAAUAGUGUAAAUGAAAAAUGUGGUAUAUUUAUGACAUAUAUGUUGUCAUAAUAUGUUGUAUUGCUAUAGCACCACUACCUCCUUCUUCCAUAUCUUAGUAAUCCAUUUCACCCUUGAGAAAAUCAUGUAUUUGAUGCAUGCUCUGUUGACUUUGAAAGCUCUGCUUUGCCUUGGCUUAUGAUUAAAUCUGAAUGUUCUGCAUGAGCUUUGAAAGCAGUCUUGCACAUGACUCCUUUCUUUUUCUCUUGGUUUAUACAAAAUAAUCUAUGCAGCUUCAUCCUCAAUGCUCACUUCCACUCAAACUCAUAUCUGUUAUUUUUUUCCCUCCAAACUUCGUAUGUCACAUUUACUUGUUGCUCUUUCCUUGUAAAACAGCCUGAAAACCUAAAUACAUGUGUGUGUGUGUGUGUGUGUGUGUGUGUGUGUGUGUGUGUGUGUGUGUGUGUAUUUGUAUUCUUGAAUUACAUGCAAGGCCUUUGCACUAGCUUCUUAAGAAUGCUUUAGCUCUCAUAAUUUCCUUAUUCUUCCUACAGCCUCCUUGGAUAAGGUGCUCUUUGCUCUAUUUUUCUCUUCUUCAGUGUGAAAUACGAAAGAAGAAAGCAACAGCAUGAAGAGACAUGUCUCGUUCACUAACAAAGCUGAAUGUCACAGGAAUAUUUAAAGGGUCGAAUUAGCAGUGUGCUUUUACAGCUAGGUACUGCUACUAGUGAAUAGACAGAUACGUGACCUGGUUUUGUAAACCUGAAAAUUUGUAAGUCUAUAUCCUUAAUUAUAGUUCCUGCCUAGCACUGGGGGUAAAAAUGAUGAGAUGUAAGAUAUUUGCCUUAAUAAGGCAGUAAAUAGUUGUUCUUGUUGGUGAGAGACCAAAGGAGAUGAAUCAGUGCCAAGAGUGGUGCUGGAGCAGAAGACAGGCCAGAGUGGCACAAAAGUUACAGGCAGUAACUGGCUAUAACAUAAAAGUUAAGCAUUAACUUUAUGCAGAAUGGAACAUAUUCACUACCAUGUGAGUGAAUUGCAUCUUGUCAUUUAUUUAUAGUCUUAUAAAUGUUAGUGCUGUUGGAUAGAACUUUUAUUUUAAAAAGCAUUUUGUAUUGUAAGAAAUAUGUCAUGGAAAAUUGUUUUUCUCUUUCUAAUAUUACUAGUUUAUUUAAGGAGUAAUCUGACAAUGUUAUUGUGCAUUAAAUUAUUUAUUUUUUGCUCUUAAAGUGACUGUUUUCAUUCUUUAGCAACUCUAGUCUUUCACCUGUGUGAAUUGGAAAAUAGCCAUCAGAAUUCUAAAUGCUGGGCUGCAUGAAGCAUGUCUGACAGAGCUGUUGCUCAAACCCAUAGUUGUUGUUGUUGUUGUUGUAUGCAUUUAAACUGAGUUUGGGAAACUUUCUGGACCAAAUUAGUAGUUUGCAUGACUCUCAUAUUUGCGGCUUGUUCUGAUUCUCUCUUGGUUUGUAAGAUAUAGGAACUAUAAUUUCUCUUGCUGUAAUAAUCUAUGCAGCAUAUAUGUAGAAGAGAGAUUCCUUGAUUCUUAUGCUGGGGAAGGAUAAACAUCAUGGUUUAUAUGGCUUGUCCCAAAAGCAGCAUGCUAUGAAAGUACCAGCAGCAAAGAAAUAAAUUGCUGUUGAGAUGCUGCACAAUCUUACUGCUCUCACCGAGACACCUGAUCCUUUCCUUGAACACUUCUGUAUCUUGAUUCUAGGAACUGAAAAAUAAUGUAAUGAUUUAACUUCCUUAUGGUGAUACCUAUAUAGGCAUUAAAAGUUGAGAAAGGGGUCAAGCAUUCAUUUUUUUCCCAGCCAUCCUCCUUUAUGUCCGUACAUUUACCCCAGAACUUAAUGGGAAAGAAGGAGGUGGAGCUGUAGUAAGAUGUGAUAUUCAGCAGAAAAUGUCUGACUUUACAGAUUGCAUCCAGUCGGGUUUUGAACUCUCACUGAAGGAAGUGUCAAAAAAAGUAGUUUCUGGUUAUAUAUUGGUGAGGUAAAUUGAUCAUGUAAAAGAAAAUUAAAGAGUGAAUUAAUUAUGACUCAAUCCAUUAGAGACACAGCAGUGUGAAAACACAUUAUUACAUCAAGUAAUAAUUAAAAAAUAAUUUUAAAGCACAUUAUUACACCACAAUAUUUUGUAUGAAUGAUCAAUAUUAAUUUUAAUGGAAGCAAUGAGGAUAAUACUUUAAUGACUGGUGUAGCCAGGAUAUUUUCUGAAAAAUCCUUUGCUAGGAUUUUCCCCUGCUGAGGAGCUGCGUGCCUCAGGAAAGAAAUGUAAACAAUUAACUUUCUGCUG
Molecule: messenger RNA, 3607 nt
Organism: Passer montanus (Eurasian tree sparrow)
Lineage: Eukaryota; Metazoa; Chordata; Aves; Passeriformes; Passeridae
Gene: CUNH3orf52
Product: chromosome unknown C3orf52 homolog
Exons: 7
Coding region: 500-1195 (231 amino acids)
Source: RefSeq, a predicted model, not a curated record